Molecule: messenger RNA, 1102 nt
Organism: Oncorhynchus tshawytscha (Chinook salmon)
Lineage: Eukaryota; Metazoa; Chordata; Actinopteri; Salmoniformes; Salmonidae
Product: LARGE xylosyl- and glucuronyltransferase 1-like
Biological process (GO): protein O-linked glycosylation via mannose
Molecular function (GO): glucuronosyltransferase activity; xylosyltransferase activity
Source: RefSeq, a predicted model, not a curated record
ACUCCAGAUGUUAGAGGCUAUCUGUAAACACUGGGAAGGUCCUAUCAGCCUGGCCCUGUAUCUCUCUGACGCUGAGGCUCAACAGUUCCUGCGCUACACCCAGGGGUCAGAGGUCCUGAUGUCCAGGGGGAACGUGGGCUACCACAUCGUCUACAAGGAGGGUCAGUUCUAUCCGGUCAACCUGCUCAGGAACGUAGCCAUGCGGCAGGUCAACACGCCCUACAUGUUCCUGUCAGAUAUUGACUUCCUGCCCAUAGAUACUGUAAUGUACGGCCUCUACGAGUACCUCAGGAAGUCAGUGGUACAGCUGGACAUGGCUAACAGCAAGAAAGCGUUGGUGGUGCCGGCCUUCGAGACGCUCCGUUACCGUCUGUCUUACCCCAAGUCCAAGGCCGAGCUGCUGUCCCAACUGGACAUGGGGACUCUAUUCACCUUCAGAUACCAUGUCUGGACGAAGGGUCAUGCUCCCACUAACUUUGCUAAGUGGAGGACUGCCACCACGCCGUACAGAGUCCAGUGGGAAGCGGACUUUGAACCCUACGUGAUGGUGAGACGGGACAGUCCAGAGUACGACAGGCGCUUCGUUGGCUUCGGGUGGAAUAAAGUGGCUCAUAUUAUGGAGCUGGAUGCACAGGAGUAUGAGUUUGUGGUUCUGCCCAACGCCUAUAUGAUCCACAUGCCUCAUGCUCCCAGUUUCGACAUUACCAAGUUCCGGUCCAACAAGCAGUACCGCGUCUGCCUGAAGACCCUGAAAGAGGAGUUUCAACAGAACAUGUCUAGACGAUAUGGCUUCGCUGCCCUCAAAUACAUGACUGCAGAGAACAACAGCUAGCCAACACCGAUGAGCCAGGACACUCUGACCCGUUAUUGACUACACUACCCAUAACACCCUUCUCUAAGGCUGUCUAGGACUACACUUCUACAGAUGAGAGGGAAAGGGCGGUGGAUUCUAAGGACAGUCGAUGUAGGGGAGUCGGGAGUGGACAGAACGGUUACUAGAGACUCUUACUACGAACUCUGACCCGUUAUUGACUACACUACCCAUAACACCCUUCUCUAAGGCUGUCUAGGACUACACCUCUGUGCCAACCAAUCAUGAGGU